AUGGCCAGACCGAUAACGCCGCAAAAGCUCUUUAAGAUUGGCUCAGCGUCCAUAUCACUGACGGCCGCGGCUGUAGCGCUGCUCAUUACCGACAGCCGGUGCCCGGAGGUCAGGUAUGAUGCGGAGAUGGCCGAGUUGUUGCCGAAGCAGUUUGUGAUGCCUGGCAAUAAGCACGAUGGGGUGACCGUGAAGGAUAUCUUGAGCUACAAGACCGGGAUGGCGCCGCUGAGAGUCCGGCAGUCCAGGUUGCGAGCUCCAUCGUCACCAACGUUGACGACUACAUCAGAUUUGGGGCCGUUCAUCUUUGGCCACAUGGAGAGCGCAGACGCUGCGGGCGAGCUACUGAUACAAAGUGAAGCUGGAGCAGCGUCCCCCGGGGCAGAGGCGAGCGAGCAAAGUCCCGCCCAGGGCAGCCUUGCCCAAAAGAUACCGCUACGUAAUUACUUGGGCGAGUUUUGGAAUUCGGGAUGGCGAGGCAUCAACGUGACUGUUCAAGGGCUUCAUAUUGUUGCUGCAUCACGUCGCCGGGCAGACGACAGAAGGCUGACCGCCCACGGGAUAAUGCCGUCAACCACCGCCUUGCUUCGUGCUUGCUUCAAGAUUGAAGCUGUUGACCUGGACAAUCUCUUUGCUAUUAGCAAUAUCCAUGACAUUCGCUUUCUCUCCAUCCACGCAGUCUCUGCUGCUACUAGUUCGACUUGCUCCCCCCGCCGGAAUCCAACAAAAUCGACGUCAAGAUGGAGUGUCUCCAUCUGA
Trichoderma reesei QM6a is the source of this 756-nucleotide messenger RNA. RefSeq lists its product as uncharacterized. Lineage: Eukaryota; Fungi; Ascomycota; Sordariomycetes; Hypocreales; Hypocreaceae. The transcript is spliced from 5 exons. Bases 1 to 756 code for a protein of 251 amino acids. The record is from RefSeq and is a predicted model, not a curated record.